Radiomyces spectabilis is the source of this 1370-nucleotide messenger RNA. RefSeq lists its product as uncharacterized. Bases 45 to 1136 code for a protein of 363 amino acids. The transcript has 4 exons. The record is from RefSeq and is a predicted model, not a curated record. Lineage: Eukaryota; Fungi; Mucoromycota; Mucoromycetes; Mucorales; Radiomycetaceae.
UUCCUGUUUGUCCUGGUUUUUUUGUUUCCCUUCGAUAGAAGACGAUGCAGGAGAAGGAUGGUGGCGGCUUUUACGUUUCGAAACAUAAUUUACCAUUGCGUGUGCAAAUCACCCCAGGAAAAGGACGUGAAUAUGUAGCUUCGACAUCAUUGGCCUCGGAUCAAAUCGUUUUCAGAGUGCAUCCUUUUGCUGCAGCCAUCUUUGAUAGUUCCAAGAAACGCGUGUGCGCUCAUUGUCUUUGCACGCAUCCCACUCGAUUUUUCCGACUUCACUGUACUGGCUGUGAUCAAGUAUAUUUCUGUUCCCGCCCGUGUGCUGACCAAUACCUCGGUGACGGAACACAUCAACAAUUAGCAUGUGGUGCGUUGCGCAAACUCGCUACCCUCAAAGCCGAUCGUCAUGGUAAAAGUGUUGCCAAGCUCGUGGUGUUGAUCCUGUGGCAACGUCAACGGGCCGCUCCGAUGUGUGAGGACGCCACCAUUCCACCCACCUAUGACGACGUGAAAGCACUCGAAUCGCAUUACAGUGACUGGUCCAUCGACCAAAUCCAGGAAUGGCGGCGGCUGCACCAGUUCUUUACCAAACAUCUCGGCCCUCUUUUACCACCGAACCAAACAAUGACAGAUAUCAUGCAUCUCGUGUCACGGAUUGAAUCCAACGGGUUCGGCAUAUUUCUUGAAAAGGCACUCUCCAACGCCGAUCCUAUUGGUCGAGCCAUCUAUCCGUUGGCCUCGCUCUUGAAUCACAGCUGUGAUCCCAAUUGCGAAGUAGAACAAUGUACCGAGCAUAAUUUGAACGAAGAGGAAUUACCUAUUGUUAUCGAUCCAUCAUCACACGGGCCCGACGACGCUUCACCCCCGGCUUCGGCUGCACUGAAAAAACGCACUAAAAAGCACAUGAAGCAAUCCAUUGCCAAGCCUUCACCUACCACCUAUUAUCCGCCAGAAUUCACACAGCCACGCGGAUCGUUUCGCAUGAUGCUCAUACGUACCCUCCGGUCCGUCCCAAUGGACGAACCCUUGACCAUCUCCUACGUCGACACUUCCCUUCCCGUGGCGGCCCGUCGCCAAAAAUUAUUACAAGACUACUAUUUCGAAUGUCAAUGUGCCAAAUGUUUACGCGAUCUUGAUCGCUAGGCCAAUUUGUUUAUUCCGCAUUCCAUGUGCUACAGUAUGUACAUAUAAAAAAGUAGACUUGGGAAUCAUGUUGGAAAAACCAAUAUCAAUAAAUAGAGUAAAAAAGACCGGCGUCAUCUAGCCAGACAGACAUGAACAAACUCUUUUUUUUUUACAAUGAAUAAAUGAUGAUCGGUUUCAGAAGUUAAUAUGGGUGGCCGCUCUUUGGGUUUACCUUUUUUAAUCUUAUCUGAU